Molecule: messenger RNA, 12514 nt
Organism: Mugil cephalus (flathead mullet)
Lineage: Eukaryota; Metazoa; Chordata; Actinopteri; Mugiliformes; Mugilidae
Gene: dnah3
Product: dynein axonemal heavy chain 3
Exons: 62
Coding region: 144-12233 (4029 amino acids)
Biological process (GO): microtubule-based movement
Cellular component (GO): dynein complex
Molecular function (GO): ATP hydrolysis activity; dynein intermediate chain binding; ATP binding
Source: RefSeq, a predicted model, not a curated record
GAUGUAAACGGUGACUCGCGUUAACGGUUUGUGUUUUAAAAUUCCUGUUUACCGUUUAUGUCUUGUAAAACUGUACAUGUCUAUAGGAGCGACCACGUUAUUUCCGUGUUUCUUUCGGUUUAUUUGCAGAAAACCUGAGCACGAUGGAGCGACUGAAGCAGAUGGAGGAUGACUCCAUCUUUAAUAUGUCUGAGAGAAGAGAAUAUUCUUUUCCCCCACCAUUGCCCAGUGGUGUUGAACCCUCAGAACUGUAUCAAAUCAUUUCAAGGCACAGCCAGUACCCACCCAUUCUACACGCCUAUUCACGGAUGCAGGCAGUGCCAUUCAAAGAGCAACGUCACAACCGGGCUCCUACUGAGUCUAUUGGAAACAACUACAGUCCACGGGCCCAGAACUUGAAAAUGAUUAAUCUCAAGCAGAGGCAACAUAUCCGCCACCACGGGCCUUCUUCCACUCCAUCUGGAAAGAAACAAGUAACUACGCAAAGGAAAAGGAACAUUUCCUCUCAUGCCUCAGCCUCAUCUCGGGCAAAGCAUAGCCCUAGAAACAUCCGCAUUGCCAGCAGCCCACCCAUGAGUCCUGAAGAGCAGCUGGACAUCAUUCGCAGGCAAGAGGAGAAGACUCAGUCAGAACCUAGUGACAAAGACCUGGAGAGGUAUAUGUACUACAUCAACAAUGGUAUCCCUAGCUCAGUGCUGGCUCCAGAGCCAUCCCAGCAGAUGAUCAACAUCAAGAAACUGCUUCCUCCUGACACUGACGAUAGAAAACAACUCAGAAUUUUAAGAGACGACUUGGAAGAGGAGGCCAAAAAAGUGUAUCACGUCACCAUCAAGAGGAGCAUAGUGGACUACAUUCUGAUGGACCCAUCUGAGCGCUAUCGACUUUCCAUAAACAGCAUCCCCAAGCCUUUUCCCAGAAAGGUGGUCCGUGCUCCAGUGCCCUGGGCCGACAGCUACAGGGAUGCCCACAUGUGGCAAAGUCAGCAUCUGUUUACAGUUAGUCCCAUUAUGCUCCAGUUGCAGGAUGUCUGGGUAAACAGCUUCUCAUCCUUGAGAUUUGUCAGAUUGGAUGACCUUUUCUCCACCCACCUCCCCCUCCUCCCAUCUGAGUUUGAAGAGUUUGUCCAGAGACAGUGCCAGACUACUAGAAAUGAACUGGUUGAAAAGUGGCUGCCUCAAUGUGCUUCAGUUUUUGUCACCUUCAAGGACCAGCGGUUGCCCCUCAUGUCCGACAGUAGGAAGGUGGCUCCAGAUGAUGUCCAGGAGUUCUUCAGCUGUGUGGCUGUUCUCAUGUCGUUGCAACUCCGAAGCCUGGUCAUACAAUCACUGCAGGACUUGCUGCAAUUCUUCAUGAUACACAAGGAUGGCAAUGACUUUGGGGAGGUGUUUGACGACUUGAAGUAUGUCCAGUCUCAGGUCCUGCUGGUUAAGCUGCAAGCGGAUGAGCCUCAUAUUAACUUUAUUCCCAGCUUCCAGGAAUGUUGGGAAUUUACUCGUAGGGCCUUCAUGGAAAUCAUCAAGGGUGCUGAGAAGCUCCCAAGGGUGGAAUGUAACCUCUUUCCUGAUGUCAAGAACUUGUACCUACGGACUGUCAAGCCCAAUGAAUCAUUGGUUACAGACAUUAUCACCAAAGCCAAGGAGGUUUUCCACAAAAACACUGUGGGACCAAAAAAGUAUUUGGAUGUAUAUCAAAAGUACAACAAUCUGCUCGACAAUACAGGAAAGCAGGACAUAUCAGCAUUCCUCAAAGAAAAGCAUUCAUUAGAAGGAUUUACCAGAAAAAUUGAGAGCAUUGAUUCAUUGUCCCAGGAGAUUGGAUUGCUUCACGUCACAGUACCCCUGUCUAUGUUUUGUCUGUAUGCUGGCAUCCUGAAUGAUGACCUGCGUGACCGUGCCGAGAAGCUGAAAGACAAACUCGUCGCAUUUAAGGUGGAGGAAAACCGUGAGCUUAACACGGGGAUCUGUCAAAAGUAUGAGGAGAUUACAAACACCAUCAGAGGCACCCCGGAAACUACAGAGGAAUUGGUGUCUCUCAACCAGUACAUAAAAAAAUCCAGCGAUGUGACCAUUCACAAGCUGAUAGAUGAGGUUGACGAGGCAACCUACCGCCUCAGCUUCCUCCUGGACUGCGUCACACUGCCUCCUGACGAUUUGAGGCUAAAUGCCUGUGUUUUCCAGUGGCCCAAUCAGAUCCGGACUGAGCUGGAGGACAGCAAGGCUCGUCUGACCAUCAUGAGAGAAGAGGCAGAUGAACAACUUCUAACAAGGAUUGUAUACUUUAACCAGAGGCUAGAAGGUUUGGACAAGGAGAUCCGGGCUUUUGCAAGGAAGGAAAUGUUCGACAUUGAGGAGAUGAGGAACAAUGUGGGAAAUCUCUCUCAAAUUACUGCCAACCUGGAGGCUGCGGUCAUGGAAGUGGAGGAUAUCAACAAAGAGCAGACAUUGCUAGAGAGAGAACACACACAGUUCCCAAUGGUGCAAACUCUGAUAGCUGAUAAACAGCCAUAUGAACAACUCUGGAACACAGUGCUGAACUUUCAGAGCAUGUCAGAAGUAUGGAUGGACGGUCCGUUCCUGGACUUGGAUGCUGAGAAAAUCUCUGAUGAGCUCGACGUCAUGUGGAGGGUAGUACAUAAACUGACUAAGACUUUCUCCAAUCUUCGUGGGCCUUGUCGUGUGGCCCAAAUCUUCAAAAGCAAAAUAGACAAGUUCAAGCAGCACAUGCCCAUCCUGACGACCAUCUGCAACCCUGGCAUCAAAGAUCGCCACUGGGAGAAGAUUAGCAGCCUUGUGGGCUUUAGUGUCAAACCGGAUGCAGACAGCACACUGCAGAAUAUGUUAGACCUGGGACUUUCCGAGUUCUCUGAUAAACUGGAAGAGAUUGGUGCCUCGGCCAGUAAAGAGUACUCUCUUGAAAAAGCUAUGGACAAGAUGAAAAAUGAAUGGGCCGACCUAAGUUUCUCUUUCUCUCCGUACAGAGACACAGAUAUGAAAAUUGUGUCGGCUGUGGAUGACAUCCAAGUCCUUCUGGAUGACCACAUUAUUAAGACGCAGACAAUGCGAGGUUCGCCUUUCAUUAAGCCAAUAGAGACCAUUUGUAAGAACUGGGAGGACAAGCUGGUGAGCAUGCAGGACAUCCUAGAUUCCAUGUUGAAGUGUCAGUCUACAUGGCUCUACCUCGAACCCAUCUUCAGCUCAGAGGACAUCAUUGCCCAGAUGCCUGAGGAAGGCCGCAAGUUUGCCAUUGUGGACAGCUACUGGAAGAAUAUCAUCGCUGAAGCGCUUAAGGAUACACGUGUUCUGGUGGCUACAGACCAGCCCAACCUGCUGGAACGACUGCAGGAGUCCAAUGUGUUCCUGGAUGAUAUCCAAAAAGGUCUUAAUACCUACCUGGAAAAGAAGAGGCUGUAUUUCCCAAGAUUCUUCUUCUUGUCAAAUGAUGAGUUGCUGGCGAUUCUGUCACAAACCAAAGACCCCUUGUGCGUGCAACCCCACCUAAAGAAGUGCUUUGAAGGCAUCGCAAAACUGGAGUUCACCAAGGACAUGGAGAUUAUUGGCAUGAUCAGCUCUGAAAAGGAGACUGUGCCCUUGACAGAAAAGAUUUAUCCAGCCCAGGCCAAGGGCAUGGUGGAGAAAUGGCUGUUGCAGGUUGAGAACUUCAUGCUCAGGAGUGUUCGACAUGUCAUCCAUCAAGGAGUAAUGCAGUAUGCAGAGAUGCCCAGGAAGAAGUGGGUGUUACAGUGGCCUGGUCAAGUUGUCAUUUGUGCCUCCUCUAUCUUUUGGACCAGUGAAGUGUCAGAAGCUAUCCAGACCAAUUCUCUACAUGACUAUGCGGAGAAGUGUAAUGCCCAGAUUGCUGAAAUUGUGGAGCUGGUGCGUGGGAAGCUGCCUGGAGGAGCCAGGAUGACCCUUGGUGCUCUAACAGUGAUAGAUGUUCAUGCUCGCGAUGUUGUGGCAAAACUGGCAGAGGACGGUAUCUCGUCACUGAAUGACUUUGCGUGGAUUUCACAGUUGCGUUACUUCUGGGAGGGUGGAGAGGUGAUGCUGCGCAUGAUUACCACCUGCUUGAAAUACGGCUAUGAAUAUCUGGGCAAUUCACCCCGUUUGGUCAUCACACCGCUUACUGAUCGCUGCUACAGGACCCUAAUGGGGGCUUUGAAGUUGAACUUAGGAGGAGCUCCUGAGGGUCCUGCAGGUACUGGCAAGACAGAAACCACAAAAGAUCUGGCAAAAGCUUUGGCAAAACAGUGUGUGGUGUUCAACUGCUCCGAUGGUCUAGACUACAAGGCCAUGAGUAAGUUCUUCAAAGGACUGGCUCAGUCUGGAGCAUGGGCCUGCUUUGAUGAGUUCAAUCGUAUCGAAGUGGAAGUACUCUCUGUGGUAGCUCAGCAAAUCCUUUGCAUACAACAGGCCAUUGCCAAGAAUCUGGUGACUUUUAUGUUUGAGGGGACAGAGCUUUCCCUCAACCCAACCUGUUCUGUCUUCAUCACUAUGAACCCCGGUUAUGCUGGAAGAGCUGAGCUUCCUGACAACCUAAAGGCUCUUUUCCGCACGGUAGCUAUGAUGGUGCCAGACUAUGGUCUCAUUGGAGAAAUCUCACUGUACUCCAUGGGCUUCAUUGAAUCUCGCAGUCUGGCCCAGAAGAUCGUGGCCACCUACCGUUUGUGCUCCGAGCAACUGUCUUCCCAGUACCACUAUGAUUACGGCAUGCGAGCUGUGAAGUCUGUGCUGACUGCCGCAGGGAAUCUGAAACUGAAGUACCCUGAAGAGAAUGAAAGCGUGUUGCUGCUUAGGGCACUGAUGGACGUCAACAUGGCCAAGUUUCUGGCACAGGAUGUGCCACUGUUUCAGGGUAUCAUCUCUGAUUUAUUUCCUGGAGUUGUCCUUCCCAAACCAGACUAUGAUCUCCUCCUCAAGGCACUCAAUGACAACAUUGCUAAAUUGAACCUCCAGCCUGUCCCAUGGUUUAUUGGCAAAAUAAUCCAGGUAUAUGAGAUGAUGCUGGUACGUCAUGGCUUCAUGAUAGUCGGAGACCCUCUCGGAGGAAAGACUUCUGCAUAUAAAGUUCUUUCUGCUGCCCUUGGAGACCUUUAUAAGGCCAAGCUGAUGGAGGAGUUUGCAGUACAUUACUGCAUAAUCAACCCCAAGGCCAUUACUAUGGGCCAGCUCUAUGGCUGCUUUGAUCCAGUCAGUCAUGAGUGGUCUGAUGGUGUCCUGGCCACCUCCUUCAGAGAUCAGGCUAUCUCUACCUCAGAGGACCGACAGUGGAUCAUCUUUGAUGGACCAAUCGAUGCUGUCUGGAUUGAGAACAUGAAUACCGUACUAGAUGACAACAAAAAGCUCUGUCUGAUGAGUGGUGAGAUCAUCCAAAUGAGUGCCAAGAUGAGUCUGAUCUUCGAGCCUGCUGACCUGGAGCAAGCGUCUCCAGCUACUGUCAGUAGGUGUGGUAUGAUCUACAUGGAACCUCACCAACUGGGCUGGUCUCCUCUAAGAGAUUCCUACAUGAACACACUGCCAGAAACUCUUAACACUGAACACAGAGAGCUGAUCGUGGACCUCUUUGAUUGGUUAGUUCAGCCCUGUUUGAAUUUUAUAAAUAGGGAAUGUCGCUUUGUGGUGCAGACAUCUCCCAUCCACUUGGUUUAUAGUCUAAUAAGGCUUUUUACCUGUCUAAUGGAUGAAAUCUCUGCAUCAGAAACCAAUAUGUCCAGCCAGCAGAUAGCCAUGUGGCUCCAGGCUCUGUUCUUAUUCGCGGUUGUGUGGUCUCUUGGUGGAACCAUAACUGGAGACAGUCGAAAGAAGUUUGAUGUCUUUUAUCGCACUCUGAUUGCGGGCAUGGAUGAUGAGCACCCUCGUCCAAAGAGUGUCAAACUCAAAAAGAACAAUAUCUUCCCUGAGAGAGGCACUGUCUAUGACUACUAUUUCCAUAAGGAUGGACAAGGGCAGUGGAAUGUCUGGACAGAUUCAAUCACAAAUGAAGAGAAUGUCAUACCAGCUCAAGCCAAUGUGUCAUACCUCAUAAUUCCCACCAUGGAGACAGCUCGUCAGCGUUUUUUUCUGAACACCUACCUUGCACACGAAAUACCCAUGCUCUUUGUAGGGCCCACGGGCACUGGCAAAUCUGUCAUCAACAAAAGCGUCCUGGUAACCCUACCUAAGGAGCAGUACAUGCCAAACUGCAUAGACUUUUCAGCCCGCACGUCAGCAAAUCAGACCCAAGACAUCAUCAUGGCAAAGCUGGAUAGAAGAAGAAAGGGCGUGUUUGGACCUCCUGUGGGAAAGAAGUGUGUUGUCUUUGUUGAUGACCUCAACAUGCCAUCUAAGGAAAUCUAUGGAGCCCAACCCCCAAUUGAGCUGUUAAGACAGUGGAUUGACCACCACCACUGGUACGAUAAGAAAGACUGCUCAGUGCUGAACAUAGUAGACGUGCUCUUUAUGUCUGCAAUGGGGCCUCCUGGUGGUGGAAAGAAUGACAUUACGGGCCGGUUCACUCGUCACUUGAAUAUCAUCUCGAUUGACUCCUUUGAUGAUGAAACACUGACCAAGAUAUUCAGCUCCAUUUGUGACUGGCACUUUGCCAAUGGGUUUGAUGCCUCUUUCUACAGACUUGGCAAGAUCAUGGUCCAGGCCACCAUGGCUGUCUAUAAGGCCUCUAUGGAUAGCUUCCUCCCCACCCCAUCAAAGUCCCACUACAUAUUCAACCUGCGAGACUUUGCUCGAGUGAUACGAGGUGUACUCCUGGCUCCACACACACACAUGCAGGAAGGAGAUAAACUGAUCCGCCUGUGGAUUCAUGAGGUCUACCGUGUUUUCUAUGAUCGACUCAUAGAUGACAAUGACAAGGAGACUUUUUUUGCCAUUGUCAGAGAAACAACCUCAAAUUUCUUUAAGCUAAGUUUGGAUAAGCUCCUGAGCCAUCUCAGCCCAGAUGGCAAGGUAGUAGAUGAGAGCAUUCGCAGCCUGUUCUUUGGUGACUAUGCCAAGCCUGAUUCUGACAUUAAAGCCUAUGAUGAAAUCACAGACUUGCAGGCAUUGCAAGAAGUGAUGGAGUUCUACCUGGAUGAGUACAACAACUGCAGCAAGGCACCCAUGUCCCUUGUGAUGUUUAAGUUUGCUAUUGAGCAUGUUUCCCGCAUCUGCCGUGUACUGAAACAAGACAAUGGCCACCUUCUACUUGUUGGUAUUGGUGGUUCAGGGCGCCAGAGCACCACUAAGCUAGGCACCUUUAUAAAUGAUUAUGUCCUGUUCCAGAUUGAACUGACCAAAAACUACUGCAUGUCAGACUGGCGUGAAGACCUAAAGCGGAUGAUGCUUAAAGCAGGCAUCGAGGGAAGGAGUCUUGUGUUUCUGUUCAAUGACAGUCAAAUAAAGGAUGAGGCCAUGCUGGAAGAUGUCAACAUGCUGCUUAACACGGGGGAUGUGCCUAACAUCUUUCCUGCUGAUGAACGUGCUGGCAUCAUUGAGAAAGUGCAGGGUAUUGCUCGAAUGGAAGGCAAAAAGAUAGAGUCGACUCCACUCUCCAUGUAUAACUUCUUCAUUGACCGUGUAAAGGCCAACCUUCACAUUGUGCUAGCCAUGAGUCCCAUCGGUGAUGCAUUUAGGAACCGCCUUAGGAUGUUUCCCUCCCUCAUCAACUGCUGCACAAUUGAUUGGUUUCAUGCAUGGCCAAAUGAUGCACUGGAAAUGGUGGCCCACAAGUUCCUAGAGGAUGUGGAAAUGGAGAGUGACGUCAGACUGGAGGUGGUGGAAAUGUGCAAGACCUUCCAGACAUGCGUCAGGGAGAUGUCCCAGACAUACUUCUCCCGACUAAGGAGACACAACUAUGUCACACCCACCUCCUACCUUGAACUCAUCCUUACCUUCAAGACACUGCUCAAAGCUAAGAGAAAUGAAGUAAACACUGCAAGGAACCGCUACAUUAUUGGUCUUCAGAAACUGGAGUUUGCUGCAUCUCAGGUAUCAGUGAUGCAGCAGGAGCUGACAGCCUUGCAGCCAGAGCUCAUCCAGACCUCAGCUGAGACAGAUAAGAUGAUGGUUAAAAUCGAAGGGGAAACAGUGGAGGUGGAUGCUAAGAAAGAACUUGUGUCUGCUGAUGAGAAAGUGGCUAAUGACGCAGCAGCUGCUGCCCAAGCCAUUAAGGAUGAAUGUGAGGGAGACCUAGCAGAGGCAAUGCCAGCAUUGGAAGCUGCCCUGUCAGCCCUUGACACAUUGAAACCGUCAGACAUUACAGUAGUGAAGUCAAUGCAGAACCCGCCAGGUCCAGUCAAACUGGUGAUGGAAUCAAUUUGUAUCAUGAAAGGCAUCAAACCUGAGAGAAAACCUGAUCCUAGUGGCUCAGGUAAGAUGGUUGAGGACUUCUGGGGUCCCUCUAAAAAACUCCUUGGAGAUCUGAAGUUUCUGGAAAAUCUCAAAGCCUACGACAAAGACAAUAUUCCUGCCGCAUACAUUAAGAAAAUACGAGAUAAGUUUAUUGAAAACCCCGACUUCCAGCCAUCAGUUAUCAAAAAUGUGUCCUCGGCCUGUGAGGGUCUCUGUAAAUGGGUGCGGGCGAUGGAGGUGUAUGAGCGUGUAGCCAAGGUUGUAGCCCCUAAGAAGGAGAAACUGAAUCUGGCUGAGAGUGAAUUGGCCGUACAGAUGGAGAUGCUUGCUGUUAAAAGAGCUGAGCUAAAGCUAGUUGAGGACAGACUGCAGAGCCUGAAUGAUGACUUGGCGGCCAUGAUAACAAAGAAGAAAGAAUUGGAGGACAACAUUGAACUGUGUUCUCAGAAGCUGAUCAGGGCUGAGAAGCUUAUAGGAGGGCUGGGUGGGGAGAAGGAUAGGUGGACAGAGGCUGCAAGGCAACUUGGGAUCAGAUACACUAAUUUGACUGGGGACAUACUUCUCUCCUCUGGAAUUGUGUCUUACCUUGGAGCCUUUACAGUGGAUUACCGUACAGAGUGCCAGGAGCAGUGGCAUAUCCUGUGUCAAGAGAAGAAAAUCCCUUGCUCUGAGGACCUAACCCUCAGUAGGACUCUGGGAAACCAGGUGGCCAUUAGGGCAUGGCAGAUUGCUGGACUUCCUGUGGACUCCUUCUCCACAGACAAUGGUAUCAUUGUGUUCAACUCCCGUCGAUGGCCCCUAAUGAUUGAUCCUCAAGGUCAAGCUAACAAGUGGGUCAAGAAUCUGGAAAAGGCAAAUAAACUUGCUGUUAUCAAACUGUCCGAUGGGAACUACGUGAGAAUUUUAGAGAACUGCAUACAGUUUGGGACCCCAGUCCUUUUGGAAAAUGUUGGAGAGGAACUUGAUCCAGUACUUGAGCCUGUGUUGCUGAAGCAGACCUUCAAGCAGCAGGGCGUGGAGUACAUGAAAAUAGGAGAGAACAUUGUGGAAUACUCCAAAAACUUUUUGUUCUACAUGACCACUGGACUGAGGAACCCUCAUUACCUUCCUGAAGUGGCUGUGAAAGUCUGUCUCUUGAACUUUAUGAUCACUCCGCAAGGCUUACAAGAUCAACUUUUAGGGCUUGUUGCAGCUAAAGAGAAGCCUGAACUGGAGGAGAAAAAGAACCAGCUCAUUCUUGAGAGUGCUGCCAACAACAAGCAACUCAAGGAAAUUGAGGAUAAGAUCUUAGAAGUGCUUUCCUCUUCCGAGGGGAACAUCCUGGAGGAUGAGACUGCUAUUAAGAUCUUGUCGUCCUCUAAAAUACUCUCUGAGGAUAUCUCAGAGAAGCAAAAAAUUGCCAGUGUCACAGAGAAAGAGAUUGAUGAUACUCGCAUGGGAUACCGUCCAGUGGCAGAGCACUCUUCCAUCUUGUUUUUCUGUAUCUCAGAAUUGGCCAACAUAGAGCCAAUGUACCAGUACUCCCUGACCUGGUUCAUAAACCUCUACCUUUCCUCCAUCGCAGAGAGUUUAAAGAGUGAUGAUGUCACUGAAAGAAUCAACAAUAUUGUUGCGCACUUUACCCUCAAUAUCUACAAUAAUGUCUGUCGCUCACUUUUUGAGAAGGAUAAGUUGCUCUUUGCCCUUCUGCUCACUGUAGGCAUCAUGCAGGGUGGGGGCAAGAUUGACGAUCAAGUCCUGCGUUUCCUCCUAACUGGUGGCAUUGCUUUGGAUAACCCUUAUCCUAACCCUGCUCCAGAGUGGCUGUCUGACAAGUCUUGGUCUGAGAUUGUCAGGGCCUCCAAACUUCCAAACAUCGAUGGCUUCUUUGAACACGUCCAAGACAACAUUCCCAAAUGGAAGAAUUUUUAUGAUUCAGGAAAACCCCAUGAAGAGCAGUUGCCUGACCAGUGGAGCAAGUUGGUGGGACUGGACCGAAUGGUCGUGAUCAGGUGCUUCAGGCCAGAUAAACUGGUUCCAGCAGUGCAGGAUUUCAUAGUGGAUAACAUGGGACAAGCUUACAUUGAGCCACCCACCUUUGACUUGGGAGGGAGCUACAAAGACUCAAACUGCUGCUCUCCUCUCAUCUUCGUGUUGUCACCAGGAUCAGAUCCAACAGCAGGCCUGCUGAAGUUUGCGGAUGACCUACAAAUGGGGGGCAGUAAGACCCAAACCAUUUCCCUUGGCCAAGGACAGGGGCCCAUCGCAGCACAGAUGAUUGACAAAGGCAUCAAGGAGGGUACUUGGGUGGUACUGCAGAACUGCCACCUGGCCACCAGCUGGAUGCCCACUCUGGAGAGGAUCUGUGAGGCAACCAUCAUCCCAGAGAACACACAUCCUAGGUUUAGGUUGUGGUUAACUAGUUACCCAUCUGACAAGUUCCCAGUCAGUAUCUUGCAGAAUGGGCUGAAGAUGACCAACGAGCCUCCUAAAGGAAUUAGAGCCAACCUGUUACGCUCCUACCUGAGUCACCCUAUCUCUGACCCCAGCUUCUUUGAAAGCUCCAAGAAACAGGUCAUUUGGCAGAAGUUCCUCUUCGGUCUCACCUUCUUCCAUGCUCUGGUGCAGGAGAGGAGGAACUUUGGACCUCUGGGCUGGAAUAUUCCUUAUGAGUUCAAUGAGUCUGACCUGAGAAUCAGUAUGAGGCAGAUCCAGAUGUUUCUCGAUGAGUAUGAUGAGGUACCACUUGAGGCCCUUUCAUACCUUACAGGUGAGUGCAACUACGGCGGCAGAGUGACAGAUGACAAAGACAGACGUCUGCUGUUGUCGCUCCUGUCCAUCUUCUACAGUUGGGACCUGAUAGAGAAGGAGUGCUAUCACGUGUGUGAAGGAGGACUGUAUUAUGUUCCUGCUCAUGGCCCCUAUAAGACGUAUGUUGACUACAUUCGAAGCCUGCCAAUUUGUGCCGAUCCUUGUGUGUUCGGACUUCAUAGCAACGCUGACAUCACCAAAGAUAACCAAGAGACCAAUCAGCUCCUGGAUGGAGUACUGCAGACUCUGCCCAGGCAGUCAGGCGGCGGGGCCAAGUCUCCUCAGGAAGUGGUAGAUGGCCUUGCAGAGGACAUCUUGUCUAAGCUGCCAGCAGACUUUGACAUACAAAUGGUGAUAGAUAAAUACCCAGUCAUGUAUGAAGAGUCUAUGAAUACUGUUCUGAGGCAGGAAAUUAUACGCUUCAACAGACUUACAGGUGUGGUGCGUGCCAGCUUGGUAAAUAUCCGCAAAGCUUUGAAGGGCCAGAUUGUUAUGUCUUCUGAUCUUGAGAACGUCUUUAACAGCAUGCUGGUGGGCAGGGUGCCCGCUAUGUGGGCAGCCAAGUCGUAUCCUUCCCUCAAGCCGAUGGGGAGCUAUGUAACUGAUCUGUUAGCCAGGCUACAGUUCCUUCAAGAUUGGAUAGAUAGCGGACCGCCCACAGUCUUUUGGCUCUCUGGUUUUUACUUCACACAGUCUUUUCUUACUGGAGUUUCCCAGAAUUUUGCCAGGAAGUACACUAUCCCCAUCGACUACAUUGGUUUUGAAUUUGAGGUGACCAAAGAGGAGACCCACAUGGAGGAGAAGCCAGAGGAUGGAGCGUAUGUUCGGGGUCUUUUCCUGGAGGGGGCUCGCUGGGACAGGCAGAACAUGGUCAUCGGAGAGUCUCUGCCUAAGAUUCUCUUCGACUCUUUGCCCAUCAUCAAGCUCAAACCAGGAGAAAUGGCCAAGUUUCAGCAUGAAAACAUCUACGUUUGUCCUGUUUACAAAACUAGUGCCCGUCGAGGGACCUUGUCCACCACUGGACACUCCACCAACUAUGUGAUGUCCAUCGAGCUGCCCUCUGACAAGCCACAGAAACAUUGGAUUAACCGGGGGGUUGCGUGCCUCUGCCAGCUGGAUGACUAAGAACUGAUAUCAGGGUUGUAUAACAACCUGCAAUACUUGUUAAAAAAAAAACAAACACAUUUCUUAAAUCCACUUUCAUUGUUAAUGUUAAGAUAGUACUGGGGGUAUAUAUAGUUUUUUGUUUGUUUGUUUGUUUGUUUGUUUGAUCACAGUUUAUACUGAUCUAUAUUAGCACUCCGAAGGACUUGGCAUUUGUAUUUUAAGUGUGUUUUUUGUUGUUUUCAGUCAGUAUGCUCGUUAAAGGCUGCUACUUGAAAAUAAAGUCAUUAUAUUUAAAGUGA